GGGACGGGAGGCACCAGGCGUGCUUUGCUAAGUUUCAGAAGCCCAAAAUGUGGAUAAUCCCCCCGAUUUAUUCCACAAACUUGGGCCCCCUCCCUGUUCAGGAGGAGUUUGGUUCCACAGGUAGUACAAGUUACUGACGGGCCACCGGUCCAGCAAAACCACACCCACCCACAAGCCCACAACCCACCUCGCGGCCUUUUUCCUUGUGCGGCACGGAUGCUUUUGCUCUGCAUCAGCGACGGCGCAGAUCGCAAAGCACCAGGGCGAUCUCGCCGCCCAGCACGGGCGGUUCAGGUCAAGCCUCGCGUCAGCCGUCAGGUCUCCUCCGGGCAGCGCCGCGUGCGUCCCCCCAUCCCCCCCAUUCGACGAGAGAGAGAUUGCCCCCCACCCAUUCGACGAGAUCUCGGAGGCAGCCUCGAGGUGACCCUGUUCUGAUUCUCGUGGUUUCAGGGGAGGAUCUAGGUCCAGGGAGAUUAAUCUCGAGGUUGGACCUCACAUUUUUAUGGCCUUUGACUGCAACAAGGAAAGAGGAGUUUCUUCGCCUGACAGUUGCUCCCGCAUUUGCACCGAGGGCACUCUCGUCCAGGCAAAUCCCUUAUCUCACUACUGGAAGCCUAAACGUUUGGAGAACUUCAACAAGUUGGAGAACCAGAAGUCCAGUUAUGAAUCUGCUCCGAGUGGCUCUGAUCCAAAACAGGAUGCUGAAGCGAGUGAUGAGGCAACUGCCUCACUGUGUGGCUUCAGGUGCUUCACUGAUCUGCCAGCUUCGUUGGUCUGCGAGGUCCUUGCACGUCUCGAUGCGAAGGACCUUGGAAUUGUAUCCUGUGUCUCCACCCUCCUGCACGCCUUAGCCACAGAUCAUCAGGGAUGGAAGAAGUUAUACUGCGAAAGGUGGGGGCUUCCAGACCUCCCCACCACCCUGAAUGGGCCCUUGCUGCCGGGUGUCCCCCUAGAUGGGAAGUUUUGGAAAACAUUUUUCGUGGAGCGGGAGUUUAGGAGCAAAUCCUUCAUGGGAAGAUUCAAUCUGGAUAUUCUCCGUGGCCACAAUGAGGAUGUGCGUGCUGUGUCCCUUUUGGUAUCAGCAAAUCUGAUAUUCACAGGCGGCCGCGAUUCUGUGGUUAGGAUGUGGAAGAUGGAGGAAGGGUUAUUGAUUGAUACAUCCCGUGCACUUGGUGGCACCAUCCGGGCGAUUGCAGCUGACUCGAGGCUUUUAGUGAGUGGAGGAACUAAUGCCUAUAUUCAGUGUUGGAGGGCCGUUGAAGGCAAUGGUCAAUUAUUUCACAUCUCUGGAAGUGGUACCGACCAGAAUGCGGAGUUUCGCCUCUGGGGUCAUGAAGGUCCUGUGACUUGUCUUGCCCUGGAUUCACUGAGGAUUUAUAGUGGUUCUUGGGACAUGACUGUUCGUGUUUGGGACAGAGACCAGAUGGAGUGUGUGCAAAAGUUCAUGCAUGCAGACUGGGUUUGGGAUCUUGCUCUGCGUGGAAAUACUGUUGCCAGUACUGCUGGUAGAGAUGCAUAUGUAUGGGAUAUCAGGGCUGGCGAGUUAACAAGCUUAAUUUCCAAUGCCCAUGUUGGUAGCGCAUAUUCAAUUGCUUGGACACACCUGCCAGAUGUGCUGUUUACUGGUGGAGAGGAUGGUGCUAUUCGAUUGUUCAAUGUUUCUGAUGUCUGUGAUGAUGAGGGUGACAUUAAACCAGUGGCAACUUGGGUGCCACAUUCAGGUCCUGUUCAUUCUCUUGCUUUUGAGUAUCCAUGGCUUGUGUCAGCCUCGAGUGAUGGCAGGAUUGCACUUAUUGAUUUGAGGAAGCUUCUGUCCUCCAAAAGUUCAUCAAAGGGUCUGCGUGUUAAGAGAGUUGAUGGAAGCGCAAUAGAGCCUCCACAGAGGAUGCUUCAUGGCGUUGGAUGUGAUCUCUUCUCCAUCGCUAUUGGUGCAGAUAGGAUUGUAUGUGCCGGUGAGGAUGGUUCUGUUAGAGUCUGGAACUUCUCAGAAGCAUUGGAGAUUGAGAGGAGGGCACAGGCUCUAAGGAGUUUGAGGCAGGAGAACCGCAUCAGGCGGAGGAAAUCACAAGCGGAGAUGAAUACAAAUACUAGAAGGCCUGACCAGUGUUCAAUAGCCAUGAAAAAGAACCAACUGAAGGGUGAUAAGAGCGCAACUUGGCACAACAAGCGUGCCAUUAAUGAGAAGGCCAAGUCUUAGAUUAGGAUUGUCAUUGGUAGCCGUUCACUGAGUUGCAGUCUAUCGUGGCCAUACAUUGCCAUCACUGGGUACUUUCUUGUUGGUCGUACUUGAGAUUUUAUUUUCACUGAAGCCGGGUCUAGUAACACGUUUUCAACAUUGACACAUUCAAAUGUUCAACUUUAUGUGGUUAUACAAUUACCAACUUAAUAUAUGCAAAUCUUCUAUGCCUAGCAUAUAUUGAUCAAAAGAAAGAUAAGUUCCUCAAA
This is a messenger RNA of Zea mays, 2445 nucleotides long. Its product is annotated as F-box domain containing protein. NCBI's taxonomy places the organism in Eukaryota, Viridiplantae, Streptophyta, Magnoliopsida, Poales, Poaceae. The transcript has 2 exons. The coding region runs from base 503 to 2197 and encodes 564 amino acids. The record is from RefSeq and is a predicted model, not a curated record. Gene Ontology annotation, molecular function: protein binding.